Fopius arisanus is the source of this 975-nucleotide messenger RNA. Its product is annotated as stromal cell-derived factor 2. Lineage: Eukaryota; Metazoa; Arthropoda; Insecta; Hymenoptera; Braconidae. The transcript is spliced from 4 exons. The record is from RefSeq and is a predicted model, not a curated record. The coding region runs from base 10 to 678 and encodes 222 amino acids.
UUCAAAAAAAUGGCUACGCGCACGUCAACUGAGCGAUUGCUCUUCCUAAUUAUUAUAGUUUUAUUAAGUUUAACGUCUCUUUCAAAAGCAAUAGGUACAAAAUACGUGACUUGUGGCUCAGUUCUGAAAUUAUUGAACGUUGCUUACCAUGUCAGACUUCAUUCCCAUGAUAUUAAAUAUGGAAGUGGCAGCGGGCAGCAGUCAGUUACUGGUACAGAGACUAAGGAGGAUGUAAAUUCUCAUUGGAUGGUGAAGGGGGUCACUGGGAAAUAUUGCACUCGAGGGGAGCCAAUAGCAUGCGGAGAUGUGAUAAGACUGGAACAUGUUCCUACGAAGAAGAAUCUCCAUUCUCAUCACGUAAGUUCUCCUCUCAGUGGAAAACAAGAGGUUUCAGCGUAUGGAGAUCAAAAAGGGGAAGGAGACUCCGGGGAUCAUUGGAGUGUAAUUUGUGACUCUGAUUAUUGGGAACGCAAUAAGUCCGUUAUGCUGCACCACGUAGAUACCAAAACAUUUUUAGCGGCGAGUGGAAGAACCUAUGGAUCUCCAAUAGCUGGCCAAAUGGAAAUAGUUGGUGACAGCUCAUCUGGGAGUGAUUAUACUCGAUGGCAAGUAGUGGAUGGUCUCUUUAUCCAUACCCAGGAUCUCAAGAGUCUUCAUCAUCCCCAUACAGAGCUCUGAUUAUUUCAGGCUCGUGGUACUUUCAUAAAGCAUACCACAUUCUCAAUCUUCGCCAAUAAUCGAGUCAAGUUUGUCUCAGUUGUAUAUAAUAUUUAUUCCAUUGUAUUAAAUGUGGUAUUACUUGAUGAUUAUCUUGUAGGAAUGCCAAAGGGAUUAAGACGUCACUCGAAAAAUAAUUAAGCAUUAUAUCUUUUCAAAUUUUGUAUUACAUAUGAUAUACAAGACGAUGAAUAAAUGCGUGUGAUUGAAGCAAUUCGUUGAAUCGAGUUGUAAAUCAUAAGAAUGGAAUAAAAAUCA